GACUGUCGCAGUUUGAAUAGAACGGUCGAAGACGGUGGCAUCAUAAUUAGGUCCAAUUUGUUACAUCUGCAGCGCGGCUUUCGCUCUCAGAAUUCUGUUGUGAUUAUCGGAAAGAUUUUAUUUGUUUAUCUAGUUGGAAGCGUUACGUUGGAGAGGACUGCGGAGAGCUCGCAUGCGCGUAUCCGUGUCCUUGAAACCUCUGGCUUUCUAAAAGGAAUUAGUCAUUUUCUGUUGUCAGUUGAACAAAAUUCGUGGCGAAAGCAGGUCGAGAUAAACUAAUACAAAAAAAGAAACAACACUAAUAUCCAUAUAUAAAUAAACAAUUAGAACAGUAGCUUAAAAAAAUGAGUUAUCCUCCGUAUCAACAGGGCGGUAGUCAACCCCCGUACCCGCAGCCAUACGGAGGAGGAAUGCCACAGCCCCAAUCCUCUCCUUAUCCUGGCGCGCCGGGCGGCGUCUUUCCGCCCAGCCUCGGAUUUCCCAUGAACUCGCCAAUGUACAUGCCGCAACCGUUCCCGUCUGCAGCUCCUGGUGGCGGCUAUCCUCCGGCACCAGGUGGUGGCGGAUAUCCAUCGGCAACUGCACCGCCACCUGGAGGAUCUCCUUAUCCUCCGGCCUCCGGAGGAUCGGCGUAUCCUCCUCCAGGUGGUGUUUCCGUAUAUCCCCCAGCCACCGGAGGAUCAUCUUAUCCUCCGCCCAACGGCGGCUCUUCCUAUCCUCCACCAGCUGGUGCUUCUGCAUAUCCUCCGCCCAACGGCGGCUCUUCCUAUCCUCCACCAGCUGGUGCUUCUGGAUAUCCUCCAGCAUCUGGUGCUUCUGGAUAUCCUCCAGCAUCUGGAGGUUCUGGAUAUCCUCCACCAGUUGGUGGCUCGUCCUAUCCACCCGCAAGUGGAGCCGGUUACGGUUCCGCUCCACCUCCCGAUGACGCUGGUUACGGCUCUGCUCCACCACCAAGUGGAACUGGCUACGGCUCAGACGCACCAUCCUACAAUCCCUCAAAUACAAUAGCAUUAGCUCCAAAGUACACCCCGACGGUGCGUCCAGCGAAUCCUUUCGAUCCUCGCGCCGAUGCGGAGAUCUUGAGGAAAGCCAUGAAGGGUUUCGGCACCGACGAGAAGGCCAUCAUCCACGUCCUCUCAAAAAGGACGAACGCGCAACGCUUGAACAUCGCCGUACAAUUCAAAACGCUUUAUGGAAAGGAUUUGGUGAAAGACCUGAAGAGCGAAACCAGCGGUAAAUUCGAGAAAACCCUUGUGGCCUUGAUGACUCCUCUUCCGGAAUACUACGCUAAGGAGUUGCACGACGCCAUCAGCGGAAUCGGCACCGACGAGGAGGUGCUAAUUGAGGUACUCUGCACGAUGACGAACAACGAGAUUCGAACAAUUCGCGCCGCAUACCAAAGUCUGUAUUUCAGAUCGCUGGAGGAGGAUCUGAAGGGAGAUACUUCGGGUACAUUCAAGCGCCUGAUGGUAUCGCUGUGCAACGCCGGCAGAGACGAAAGCAUGCAGGUCAACAGGGACAGCGCAACCGCUGACGCUCAAGCACUUCUUCGUGCUGGUGAAUUGAGGAUGGGAACGGACGAAUCCACGUUCAACAUGGUCCUGUGCCAAAGAAACUACGAACAAUUGAAGCUGGUCUUCGAGGAGUACCAUCGCAUCACCGGUCACGACAUCGAGAAGGCCAUCAAGAACGAAUUCUCCGGGGACUCCGAGGAUUGUCUUUUGGCUAUCAUCAGGUCGGUCCGUAACCGUCCAGCGUUCUUCGCCAAGAAAUUGCACAAGAGCAUGGACGGUUUGGGCACCAAUGACAGCCAACUGAUAAGACUCGUUGUGACCCGUUCGGAGGUCGAUAUGGAGGACAUCAAGACCAAUUACCAGGCGCAAUACGGGAACACGCUGAAGCAAGACAUCGAGGGCGAUUGCUCCGGUCACUACAAGAAAUGCUUACUGGGAUUGAUUGGAGAAUAUUAAAGUUCAAACAAAACACAUUUAUAUUUUUAUAUUGUGCUAAUUAAUCACUACUAUGCGUCUAUAUCUAUGUUCAUUCAAAUUAUGCUAAAUGUGUGUAUGUGGGUUUGGUAUUUUCAUAGUUGCAUAACGUUCAACUAUCGCUUAUCUUGCGUUGAAAUGCAAUGGAUAAACCGUUAAGUGAACGUUAAGGUGAUCAUGAAAAUAUCAACUAGUUAGUGCAGAACAUGUUUAUUCGACUUCCAUGCAAAAAAAAA
Messenger RNA from Nicrophorus vespilloides, 2224 nucleotides. Its product is annotated as annexin B11-like. Gene Ontology annotation, molecular function: calcium ion binding; calcium-dependent phospholipid binding. Gene Ontology annotation, cellular component: cytoplasm. The coding region runs from base 345 to 1970 and encodes 541 amino acids. Lineage: Eukaryota; Metazoa; Arthropoda; Insecta; Coleoptera; Silphidae. The record is from RefSeq and is a predicted model, not a curated record. The transcript is spliced from 7 exons.